Molecule: messenger RNA, 1360 nt
Organism: Ascoidea rubescens DSM 1968
Lineage: Eukaryota; Fungi; Ascomycota; Saccharomycetes; Ascoideales; Ascoideaceae
Exons: 1
Coding region: 446-1135 (229 amino acids)
Source: RefSeq, a predicted model, not a curated record
GACAAUCAGAUGCGAAUGUGAUAGUUGCAGCGAACCAGUGAUGUAUCCCAAAGCAGUAGUGUGAUUAUAAUAUAAUCGAGCAAACAUCGAUCUGCUGCCUAGAUAUCUGACUGAUGAGUACUAUUUUUUGGCUAUUAAUGCAACACAACCAUGCCCCAAGACAAGUUGCUGUCAUGCAUCUCGCUUCUCGUUGUCUUCUUAUGGUCUCACUAACUCACGUCCUUAUUAUGCUUCAAAUCUAUUAAUAUUGUGUCACAUUUAAAAGCUUUUGCAAAUGCUAAUUUAUUGUUGAUGGUCUCAAAAAGAUUUUUAUUUCCAUUGUGUAAGAUCACUAUCUUUUAAUAUAAAUACGCUUCAAUUUUCCUCUUUUCUCAAUCAGUUUUGCUGAGAUAUAGAACCAUAUUUUUUCAAUUAAAUAUUUUUAAGAUAUAACAGUUUACUAAUCAUGUCCGAAAAUUAUUAUCCAUUCUAUCCAGCCCCAUGGACAAAUAUUCAAAACAGUAAUGUUAUUGAUAAAAAUCAAAGUUCUGCUGGUUUUUUUAGGCCAAACCCCAAUAAAGAUUCUGGUUUUGAUUCAAUUCCAAAUAUACCUACAACCUUAUCUUCAUCUACGAGAACUCUUGCUAAUUCAUCUGUAUCUGAUCUAACAAGAAAACAAAUAGCUGAGAAUAACAAUAAAAAUAAAAUUCUUUUUGUUAAAAUUCAAAAUUUUCCUUAUUUGCCCACUUCUGAAAUUUCACUAUAUGAUAAACACAAUAAGAUCAUAACCUGGAACACAUUCUUAUAUUAUUUGAAAGAGUGUUCUUACCCUCAUAUUUCUUAUCUUUUAUUUAAUAAAAAUAUUAAUAUUUACUUACCUCAGAAAAACUGUUACAUCUUAUCUGAUCAUUGGCUAUAUUUCGUCAGCACUGGUAUUUAUAAAAUUAUUAUCAAAUUAAAAGAUAUUAAUUACAUUCGGAAAGGAUUUCCUCUAAAAAUUGUAAAAUCAAAAAGCAGUGCUAAUAAUAAAAAUAAAAUUGCACCAAAUUCUAAAAAUUCGGUUCAUAGAACAUCAAUUGAAAAUAAGUCUUAUGAUUUACCCAAACCUCCUAAACAAACCUGUCACUCAAAAAUUAUUCAUUGGCUAAUGAACUAAUUGACUCAGAUGUUUUUAUAAAAUACAUUAUUUUCCAACUUUCUAUUUUAUUAUUUUAUUAUAUUAAUCAAUAUAAUGGAUCACCUCUUCAAUCUGUUUUCUUGAAUUCCAUUUCUUAAAUCCUUUAAAUGUUUUGAAUUUUUAGAAAUUUGCGGUAAAUUUGUGAAGUUUUAAUUUUUUUUUCUUAUUUUCUUAUUUUUCUUUUGGUAUUUUUUAGUAUAUUUU